Molecule: messenger RNA, 2017 nt
Organism: Clunio marinus
Lineage: Eukaryota; Metazoa; Arthropoda; Insecta; Diptera; Chironomidae
Source: the annotation of a GenBank genome assembly
AUGGAGGUGUGGGGAGUUCUAACAACUUCCACGAUGCGAUGGAGUCGUUGGAAAGCGUCAAUAAUUAUAUUCAUCAUAAAUUUACUAACUGAAUCAUUAUUAGCUGGGUCUAGUCACAACAAUAAGAAUUUUAGAAUAAGCCCAAAACCAUGUGUUGUUAGCGAAAUAGAAGGAACAUGUAUGUUUGUGUGGGAAUGUAUAAAGUCUGAGGGAACGCAUUUAGGAAUGUGUAUGGAUGGGUUUAUGUUUGGAUCAUGUUGUGCACAUAAUCUAACAGAUAAUUUUGUAUUACCGCCAUCAACGCCAUUUCGUCCCCAAAUUAAACCAACAUCACCUGUGAAAUUAAGGCCUUCAAAUAAGCCCAAUAAACCCAAUCAUCUUGCGAUACAAAGACCAAAUGGAAGUGGAACGCUGGUGAUAAGGCAACCACUCCAGCCACAAAGGCCAUUUAAAACGAAACCCACAAGACGUCCGCCAACAAAGAAUCCUAUCGACAAUUUCAACGAUUCUCAAAAUGAAUUGAGUGUCUCUGCUAGUGUCUCAGCUAACACAUGGUCAUCAAAACCUUGGCAAGUCACAACAGAACCAAAUUUCAUAACAAAACCUCGACCAUCACCAUGGGACAAAACAACUCCGUCAAGACCAAAGCAAAAACCGACGAAAAAGCCAAUAACUUAUAUUUCUACUGUAGUAACAUCGACAAGGAAGCCAACAACAUUUAAACCCAAACCACCGGUGAAAACAGUAAAGCCAAUAACAACACAAAGAAGCACAACAACGACGACGACAACUACGACCACCACCCUCGCACCAAUCACAAGACCUAUCACUCGUUUUACUUCGAAGAAACCAAGCACGAUACCGUCAACUGAACUUUUGGAAAACACAAUUCCUUCGAAACCUUUACCACCUCUUAAACCAAUUCCUGGUAGAGACACUUUGUCUGCAUCUAGGAAUAUCGAUUGCGGACUUUCCACUGUAUUGGCUCGUCCUGAAACUAGAAUCGUCGGUGGCAAAAAUGCUCCGUUUGGCCGUUACCCAUGGCAAGUGUCAGUACGAAGAACAUCAUUUUUCGGAUUUUCAAGUACACAUCGAUGUGGAGGUGCUGUACUGAACGAAAACUUUAUAGCCACAGCAGGUCACUGCGUAGAUGAUCUCUUAACUUCACAAAUUCGUAUUCGCGUAGGUGAAUAUGACUUUUCUCAUGUUCAAGAACAACUUCCAUACAUUGAGCGUGCAGUGUCCAAGAAAAUUGUUCAUCCCAAAUACAAUUUUUAUACAUAUGAGUAUGAUUUAGCAUUAGUAAAACUGGAACAACCGCUUGAGUUUGCUCCGCACAUUAGCCCAAUUUGCUUACCUGCAACCGAUGAUUUACUGAUCGGACAAAAUGGAACUGUCACUGGAUGGGGCAGAUUAAGUGAAGGAGGGACAUUACCAUCAAUCCUUCAAGAGGUUUCAGUGCCUAUAGUCAGUAAUGAUAGAUGUAAAACAAUGUUUCUUAAAGCUGGUCGUCAUGAAUUUAUCCCAGAAAUAUUUUUAUGUGCGGGUCAUGAAAAAGGACAAUCAGAUUCAUGUCAAGGAGAUUCUGGAGGACCUUUACAGGUAAAAGGCAAGGAUGGGCAUUAUUUCCUAGCAGGCAUCAUCUCAUGGGGAAUCGGAUGCGCUGAAGCUAAUCUUCCCGGGGUUUGUACAAGGAUAUCCAAAUUCACACCCUGGAUUCUUGAAAACGUUUCAUGAUAACCGGAAAUGAAUCACCAGAAAGAAAGGAAGAAGAAAACGCGUCCUACAAAAUUUAAUUUCUAGUGAAAUUAUUAAAUUGAAAGAAAAGACCAACUGACAACAGUUGUCAUCAUUAAAAUAAAAUGAAUUCAUAAUUCGUAUUCGGAAGAUUUGAGUUCGGGUCAACGUAUUUAUAAAUCAUUUCUUGCCCUUAGCUUCUGUAAAUAAUGUUAUAAAUAAAAGAGAAUAACAUCAAGACAUAUUUUUGAGUGUGAUGAGCUAAAAAUGUCUUGAGGAU